AUGACACUCUAUUGUGAGAAUCAACAACGUUUCAAGGAUACAAACGUUCUUUGUGACGGACAUUCAGUAAACAUUUUGAACCCCACAGCUGUCUGAACACGUUGAAGCUAAUCAAUACCAGACUAUAGAACAACAGGGAAUAAUCCAAAAUUGCGCUCGCAACACUUCAAGAGGCCCUCCACCUGACGAUUCUGAGGUUGGCCACCGGAACGCACCAACAAAAUCCAAGUCUCUUGCUGCAGAUCAACCAGAUUGCAAUAUAGUCAAACGCGCACCUACCAAGAAAAAGAAACCUGCUAUAGCAGAGCAAUCUAAAAUACCUAGCUCGAAAACUGUCCUCAGACCACGACCAGUAGAAACGGAAGAUUUCAAAUCCUCUCCAAAACGAGAACCACAGCCCGAAAACAUGUUUGCGACCCAGAGGGUUGAAGACAGAUCUACGACGGCUAGAGGACGAAAGUACAGCACUGACUAUGACCGGCGGGUACAACCACAAAAGCCGAAUAUACAGGCACGGGAGAAAUACGGGGGUGUUUACCAGAAUGCAAGAUUGAAGGCAAGACAGGGACACAGUGAUCUCAAUUCACAGUCUAUGCUUAUGUCGUCUAUGCCCGGCUAUGAUGAGUGUUAUUCGGCACCUGGAAUAAACCGCAAUACUCAAGAUAUGCAACUUCUGUAUCAACCAUUUCAGCCUCAGUACUUCCCUGCUGUCAGUUAUUCGGAACCGGCAACACUGGCAAGACCCAAUCCUCCAAUGCAGGUUUUCCAGGAACCUACAACAUACCCACAACUAGGCUUUCCAUCCACAGCAUAUUCAACUGCGCCAACGAAUUAUUCUAUGACUGCAAAUUCGACGAUGAGAAGCACACCAGCGAUGUCCAAUACCCUCGUUCCAAAUGUUUGUGCUUACAAAAAAUGUAAAAAUAACCACAAGGCACCAGUCAUACCAGACUUCGCUGGUUGUUGCUCUGCAGAUUGUCACAUGAAGGUGGGAUAA
Hymenoscyphus albidus is the source of this 997-nucleotide messenger RNA. Lineage: Eukaryota; Fungi; Ascomycota; Leotiomycetes; Helotiales; Helotiaceae. The record is from the annotation of a GenBank genome assembly.